AUGGAUAAAAGUUGGAUAGAAAAGCCAAGAAAUAGCAAGGCUUAUAUGGAUGGAGUGGUCAAUUUCAUUAGAUUUGCCACUGAGAAAUCAUCUGUUAGAGGAAAAAUUGUAUGUCCUUGUAGAAAAUGUUCCAAUUGUUCGUCACAUACUCCAGAAGUUGUUGAGGAGCAUCUUAUGUGGAAGGGUUUCUCAGUAGGCUAUACCGAGUGGAUAUUUCAUGGAGAGUCUUUGAGUGCAUCUUUAAUAGAAAGCUCCCAUAAUAUCUUUGCUUCAAAUACUCCAACUUCCACUAAUGUGCAUGAGGGUACCAUAGGACAAGAUGACAUAAGAGGAUUGCUUCGAGAUGCCAUAGGGAUACCUGAUAUAAAUUUGAGUAGUAAUCCAAUAAGUAAUGAGGAUAUCAUGAGGAAUUCAAGCGAAGCCAGUCGACAACAAGAUUCAUCAAUUGACGAUACGACUUCAUAUGCUAAUUUAAUGCAAGACUGUGAUCAAGAACUUUAUUUGGGAUGUCUCGGAUACGAAAAGAUUCAUGCUUGUCCUAAUGAUUGCAUGUUAUAUUGGAAUGACAAGAUAAACCAAGAAACUUGUCAUGUAUGUGGAUCUUCAAGGUGGUUAAAGAAUAAAGAAGAUGAAGAUGACACUUUAGGAGAGGAUGAAGAUACGAUUAAGAAGAAAAAGCCGGCCAAAAUAUUGCGGUAUUUUCCUCUGAUUCCAAGAUUAAAAAGAAUUUAUAUGUCGUCGAAGAUGGCUUCCUCCAUGAGAUGGCAUGAAGAAGGCCGUACAAAGGAUGGAAUCUUAAGGCACCCAGCUGAUGCCUUAGCAUGGAGAUCAUUUAAUGAUCACCAUCCAGAUUUUUCUUCUGAUCCUCGUAGUAUUAGACUCGGACUAGCAAGCGAUGAAUUUAACCCUUUUAGAACAAUGAGCUCCAUAUAUAGUACGUGGCCUGUUAUGCUGAUCCCAUAUAAUCUUCCACCAUGGUUGUGUAUGAAAAAAUCAGCAUUAAUACUAUCUAUGGUUAUCCUUGGUGAGAAUGGUCCAGGCAAUGAUAUUGAUGUCUAUUUGCAGCCUCCGAUACAUGAAUUGAAAAUAUUGUGGGAUGGUGUCGAUGCAUUUGAUGCUUUCACAAAGCAAAACUUUAACAUGCGGGCUGCUCUACUUUGGACCAUCAAUGAUUUUCCUGCCUAUGCAAUCUUAUCUGGUUGGAGUACUAAAGGGCGAAUUGCUUGUCCUUGUUGUGGUAAUUCGACUCAUUCACGUUGGCUAAAGCAUAGAGGAAAAUUUUGCUAUAUGGGCCAUCGUAGAUGGUUAGAAGAAAGCCACCCAUUUCGAUUUAAAAAGGAUGACUUUGAUGGUUCUGUAGAGUUGCGGUCUGCUCCAACUACACUAUCAGGAACUGACACUCUUAGGCAACUAGAGGGCAUCAACUUUCAAUAUGGAAAAGGUGCUAAGUUUUCUAAGAAAAGGGCAAGAGAGGAAGUUCGUAACGUUAUUAAUGAAGAGCUAGUGGAAAAGGAUAAUAAUACAAGCCAAGUUGCAGUCUUUGAGGAUGCCGACGAUUUGAUCAACGAUCCUCAAAACUUGGAUGAGGAUGGAGUACAUAGUGUAGAUCAACAACUAUGGAAAAAAAGAAGCAUCUUUUUUGAUCUACCUCAUUGGAAGGAUAAUCUUCUUCGACACAAUUUAGAUGUAAUGCAUAUUGAAAAAAAUGUGUGUGAUAAUUUGGUAGGUACUAUGUUGAAUAUUGUUGGAAGGACUAAAGACAACUUAAAAGCACGUUUUGAUUUGAAAGAUAUAGGUAUAAGGCACGACCUCCAUCCUAAGGUUUUGCCUAAUAAUAAAACUCAUUUGCCUGCUGCAUGUUAUACUAUGUCGGUUGAUGAAAAAGUUCGUUUCUUAACUGUUUUGAAGAAUCUCAAAGUUCCAGAUGGUUAUGCUUCUAACAUCUCACGUGGUGUAAAUCUAAAGGAACGCACACUAACAAACCUUAAGUCUCAUGACGGUCACAUUUUGAUGCAAGACAUCCUACCAAUAGCUUUGAGGGUUGCUAUGCCCAAGCAAGUAGCAGUUGUUGCUAUUGUUUCGGAGUUAUCAUCUUGUUUUAAAGCAUUAUGCUUAAAGGCUCUCGACAUUGAGGAGCUUGAUCGGUAUUUAGUACGCUUAAAGUCAUAUGUACGCAAUAGAGCUCAACCUGAGGGCUCUAUUGCAGAAGGGUACAUUGCCGAAGAGUGUUUGACAUUUUGUUCGAGGUAUCUUGAAGGUGUGGAGACAAUUUUCAAUCGACCGCAACGAAACUAUGACAAUGUGCAUAAUGCAGAUGAUUAUAUGUUCUCAUCUAGUGGACGAGUUCUAGGAAAGUUUGAGAGUGUCAUUCUUGAUGAAAUUUCUCUAUCACAAGCACAUCGUUAUGUGCUACUCCAUUGUGAUAAGAUAUCCUCCUAUCGUAGUGAAUUUUUGGUUGCUCAGCGAAGAGCAAAUCGUAACAUUCGAGCUAACCCAAGUAUCGAGCAUAAAUGGCUGGUUGAAAAUUUUUCUAAUUGGCUUCUUACAAAGGUUCCAAAGAUGGCCGAGAACAAUUGCCCAGAGGAAAUUAUUGCAAUUGCCCGAGGUCCAAAUAAUGUCGCUAAGAGAUAUAGUGGCUUUGUUAUUAAUGGGUUUAGAUUCCAUACAAAAAAUCGUGAGAAAUUAAGAAAAACCCAAAAUUCUGGAGUGAUGGUUGAAGCAGAAGGACAAGAUUAUUAUGACAAACUCACAGAUAUUUUUGAGUUAGAUUACUAUGAAAGCUUUAAGGUCGUCUUGUUUCGUUGUGAGUGGGUUGAUAUUAGGUCACCAAGAGGAAUGAAAAAGGACACAAAUGGCUUUGUUCUUGUGAAUUUUUCUAAGUUAAUGCACACUGGGCAAUUAUUGAAAGAUGAUCCAUUCAUAUUCUCAUCUCAAGCAAAACAAGUUUUCUAUAUUCAAGACAUGAAGAAUGAAGAAUGGUCUUAUGUCUUUAUAACAAAGCCAAGAGACUUGUAUGAUAUGGGAACAACAUUGCAAGGAGAGGAUGAUGAUGAUCAGACAUACACUCAAUGCAUGCCGUUUAAUAUUAUUGAUGCUAACCAAUUAGAUAAUUGUGCAAGUUGGGCAAGAACAGAUGUUAAAGGAGAGAAUAGUCUUUGA
Messenger RNA from Ananas comosus (pineapple), 3159 nucleotides. RefSeq lists its product as uncharacterized. Lineage: Eukaryota; Viridiplantae; Streptophyta; Magnoliopsida; Poales; Bromeliaceae. The record is from RefSeq and is a predicted model, not a curated record. The transcript has 5 exons. The coding region runs from base 1 to 3159 and encodes 1052 amino acids.